UACCCUCUCUGGCUCUGCCCGUUCCUCCUACCACCCGGCAGGGGCAUGGUCCACCCCAAAAGUGACAAGGAGAAACUGUACGUGGACAUCAGUGCCUACGGCGAGCCCAAAGUCAAACACUUUAAGGCAACGGCGUCUACGAGGCGGCUGGAGAAGUUUGUUCGAGACGUCCACGUGUUCCAGAUGCUGUACGCCGACGUCUACAUGGACCGCGACGAGUUCUGGGAGAUGUUUGACGGGCAGCCGUAUCAGAAAUUGAGAGAGGAGCUCGGCUGCAAGGAGGCUUUCCCCGAAGUUUACGACAAAAUUUGUAAAGCCGCCAGACACUGAUCUUCUGCGGCCGCAGGUUGGGAUCGUGUCCCCAUCAAAUGUGACAUAUGUUGAUCAUCUAGCGUCAAGUCGUAACGUGCCUGGGUGUUAAAAAAAGUUUGACAAACAUUUUUUGAAAAUAGAUAACAAGGUCGUUUUUAUAACA
Syngnathus typhle (broad-nosed pipefish) is the source of this 475-nucleotide messenger RNA. Its product is annotated as delta(24)-sterol reductase-like. Gene Ontology annotation, cellular component: cytoplasm; membrane. The transcript has 2 exons. Gene Ontology annotation, biological process: steroid metabolic process. Gene Ontology annotation, molecular function: Delta24(24-1) sterol reductase activity. The record is from RefSeq and is a predicted model, not a curated record. Lineage: Eukaryota; Metazoa; Chordata; Actinopteri; Syngnathiformes; Syngnathidae. Bases 46 to 330 code for a protein of 94 amino acids.